GAAAUUUUCGCAAGUCAGUCAUCGAAAGGAUGCGGAAUCGAUUCGCAGAACGAUCCUUGAUUUUAUUCGCUUGUCUAGUGAUUUCAGCAGAUUUGUACUGGAACUGGAUUAGCUCAUUCUUCCACCAAGAUAAACAAAUCUGCAGUGUCAAAAUUUCCUUGAAAUUUACCGGAAAUGAAAUGCUGACCCGUGUCGCUAAUGAGUCAGAAGUGAAACACGAACAAGAAAAACCUCUUCCCGGGAACCACGUCAUUUUAGGCGGAUUCCUGUAUCCAGCGACAUCUGUGCAAAUGAAAACGGGACAAAUAUUCUUCAUCGACUUCACUGACUCGUCUCCAGCAGCAGCAGCAGCUGAAACCCCACUCGCCAAAAGAAAACUUUGCGCCAUUGAAUCCGCAGCCAGAUUGCAUCCCAAAAACAUCAUUUACCUGGUCACCAACUCUGUCAAAAUUAAACUCAGCAAGGCCCUCAGAAUCCUCAUACGAACAUACUCAAAUGUCCGCUUCAUCAUCUUCGACUCGGAUCCGUUUUCCGCAUUCGGAAUUGACCCGGAGUCGGAUUCGAAAAAUUUGCACGCUGCGGAAUUGGCGCGAUACUCGUUGCUGCUGUCGCAUGGCGGCAUUUACCUGGACCUGGAUCAAAUCGUGGUCAAGCCAAUUAUCGGGAAAUUCAUCAGGAACACACUCGGCAGACAAUUUGACGAUGAGGGAAAUAUUUUGUUGUCUGGACACGUGAUGGCUUUUCCUCCUGGACACGAUUUUCUGGAGCAGGUCAUGCUUCAGGCACCAUCAAGCUACUCUUCAACUGACAACAGUUCUCUUGGAUCAUCUCUUUUGAACAAGAUUUACAACUCUGAGAACUUCAACAAGACGUCCAUUGAAAUCCCAGCAGAGCUCACCUUUGACUACCUGAACAAGACCAAUGUUCGGAAUGCUUUCAGCGAAGAUGACGGGAUUAAAAUGAAGGCCAAAACUGAGAAAGGA
Notodromas monacha is the source of this 983-nucleotide messenger RNA. NCBI's taxonomy places the organism in Eukaryota, Metazoa, Arthropoda, Ostracoda, Podocopida, Cyprididae. The record is from the annotation of a GenBank genome assembly.